Messenger RNA from Lottia gigantea (owl limpet), 411 nucleotides. RefSeq lists its product as hypothetical. Lineage: Eukaryota; Metazoa; Mollusca; Gastropoda; Lottiidae. The record is from RefSeq and is a predicted model, not a curated record. The transcript is spliced from 4 exons. Bases 1 to 411 code for a protein of 136 amino acids.
AUGGGUGUUUCAAUGACAAAUGUGAUUUUAUACCUGUGUUUAUUAGCCAUUACAGAAAUUACGUCUGAACAGAUAUUGAACAGACAUCAACGAGAGAGUGAACAAGUCGUUCCCGAACCAGAAACAACAAAUAACACAAUGAAUAAAACACAUAUUGUUGAUACUCCACAAUCAGAUAACACAGAUAAAAAGACUAGAAAGCGUUUGAAUAAUGUCCAUCUUUGCCUUCCAUACUUCAAGAUUUUCUUGGUAACUGUAAUAAGGCAAAGGUCGUCUGAUAUUGAAAGAGAUGCUAAAGUUCAGAUGAAUACAACUAAAAACGCUGGGGUAUACGUCGAUCUAGCUACUAACCCAGAAGAAGAAAAGGGUGAUAGAGAAACGGAUAAAUUAAGACAUACAGAAGAAGCUUGA